Molecule: messenger RNA, 912 nt
Organism: Dictyostelium purpureum
Lineage: Eukaryota; Evosea; Eumycetozoa; Dictyosteliales; Dictyosteliaceae
Exons: 2
Coding region: 1-912 (303 amino acids)
Biological process (GO): L-selenocysteine biosynthetic process
Cellular component (GO): cytoplasm
Molecular function (GO): ATP binding; selenide, water dikinase activity
Source: RefSeq, a predicted model, not a curated record
AUGAUUACUACUACAGAUUUUUUCUUUCCAUUAGUUGAUGACCCAUAUUUCCAAGGCAAAAUUGCAUGUGCUAAUGUUUUAUCAGAUUUAUAUUCAUUUGGUAUCGAGGAGUGUGACAAUAUGUUAAUGUUGUUAGCAUGCUCGGUCGAUAUGACACCGGAACAAAGACAGUGGAGUUCAAAAUUAUUAAUUCAAGGUUUUAAUGAUCAAGCAACAUUGGCAGGUACUAAAGUUAGUGGUGGCCAAACUGUUAAAAACCCAUGGCCAAUUAUCGGUGGUGUAGCAACUUCAAUUUUAAAGACUAGCGAAUUUAUUAAACCGGUUGGUGCUGUAGAUGGCGAUGUAUUGGUAUUAACCAAACCAUUGGGUACUCAAGUAUGUGUAAAUUUCCAUCAAUGGCUAAGAAAUGAAGACCGUUGGAGAAAGAUUGAAUCCAUUACAAACGAACAAGAAUGUGAAGAGGUAUUCGAAUUUGCCACCAAAUCAAUGGCUCGUUUAAAUCGUACAGGUGCUAGAUUAAUGAAAAAAUAUGGAGCCCAUGCUGCUACCGAUGUUACUGGUUUUGGUAUUUUAGGACACAGUACAAACUUGGCUGGUAAUCAAGAUGCUUCAAUUCGUUUCGAAAUUCAUACACUCCCAAUUAUUAAACAUAUGAAAAAACUCGAAGAUCACCUUAACCAUCCAUUUAAAUUACUUCAAGGCACAUCUGCCGAAACCUCUGGUGGUCUCUUAAUUUGUUUACCACGCGAUAAAGCCGAAGCAUUCUGUAAAGAAAUUGAAGAAAUCGAUAAACAACCAGCCUGGAUCAUUGGUGAUGUAAUUGGUCAAUCCGAUAAACCCAGAUCAAUGAACACCUCCACUAUUUUAGAGAACCCAAAAAUUAUUGAGGUAGAACCAAACAAUAAUUUUUAA